Mytilus trossulus (common blue mussel) is the source of this 351-nucleotide messenger RNA. RefSeq names its product amphoterin-induced protein 1-like. Bases 1 to 351 code for a protein of 116 amino acids. The transcript has a single exon. The record is from RefSeq and is a predicted model, not a curated record. Gene Ontology annotation, molecular function: protein binding. NCBI's taxonomy places the organism in Eukaryota, Metazoa, Mollusca, Bivalvia, Mytilida, Mytilidae.
AUGGAUUUAACACAUAUACCAGCAGAUUGCCCAUCAAACACAACAAGUUUAUAUUUGUCUAAUAAUAAUCUGGACAUUAUAUCAAGGAAAGCUUUCACUAAAUAUGCAGAGCUUAGAUAUCUGGAUAUAAGUGGUUGUCAUAUGACAACAAUCGACCAAUCAGCAUUUGAUAAUUUAUCACAUUUAAAAGAACUGAGAAUGUCACCACUAGAUGAUCUACAAGUACUUCAUAUAUCACAUGACUUGCUGUCAACGUCUUCAAAAGAGUCGUGGUCGGAUUUUCAUAAUAUAACAAAAGUGUUUAGUUAUGGUGGACCGUCAAAUGGGUCGUUUGCAGAGAUAUUUCUGUGA